UGCCCAACUUUAUCGGAACUCUACUAAACCAAGCGGCAGUCAGUGCAACGUCUGGAAUGGAGGAGACACAGGGCAGGCUUUUGGAGGGAGCAAGAACAGAUGCACCAGACUUGGAAGCAUCCCCUGAGGGCUGUGCCCAUGCCCCAGAGCAGACAGUAAUGCCCCAGCCUAAAGCCCUGGGAGCAUUCCCUGCUGAAACGGAGGCUCAGGAAUCCCCCAAUUCUGCUGACAGAGACUUGGAGUGCCUGGUGUGCUGCCACCGAUACAGCUGUGACCGGCUGCCCAAAGUGCUAACCUGCCAGCACGUCUUCUGUGCAGUGUGCCUGAGGCUCCUUCUGACCAUCCGAGAGGACUCAUGGAUGGUCAUCUGCCCCCUGUGCCGGUCAGCUACCUCUGUCCCAGGGGGGCUGAUCUGCAACCUUCGGAACCAGGUGGAGGUCUUGGGGAGGCUGAUGAGUCUCAGACCUGAGGUACAGCUCUCUCCCCAGCAGCUGGCUCAGCCCACGGGAGAAAGGGUGGCCAUCGUGAUGGAUGGGGACACUGAGGACUUGGCCAGUGCCAAUCGACUGGCCGCCCGGAGACUGGGUGUCCUCCUAGGGCUGCUGGUGCUUCUCAUCUUCCUCAUCCUCCCUUUUGUCUACCCUGGCAUGAUCCGGUGGGUCCUGGUCUUCAUCAUGUGCCUGGCACUGCUGCUUUCUUCUAUGUUCUGUUUCCUACCAGGCAGCAGAGGCUGCUGUAGCCCUGCUAAAACCCUCCUGCCCGGACAGCAGAAACACAGCCAUGUGGCUUCCAUUGCCUGACAGGUCCCUGCUGGGGAAAAGGGCCAAUGAAAAGAUUCCCAAGAGGAAAAGACUCCUUCCAGCCAGAGACUUCCAUAUUUCAAGGAACAGGAAGCCAUGGGGGUCCUCUCUGAUACCGUGGACUAGCUGUUUGUCUCCCUUGGGAACCAAACAUUCCCUGGCCUCAUUGGAUUCAAACAUUGGAAAGUUGUCUGGUUCCAUGGGUGUGUGUUUGGAAGAUGAGGCAGAACCCAGCUGCUCCAGCCUUUGUUGUCCGGACUUCUAGGCUUUAGAUGAGACCUGUUUAGGUUGGAGAUGGAAGCCUACAGAUGAAGAGGAAGAGGACCCUGGGGAUAUUGCUGUGUUUGCUUUUUACCUUGAACUGAAACAAUUAUUACUAGGUGGGUUUCUCACGCUAUCUCUGUAAAAGGAAAGGGUUGGUCAUCACCAAUUCCAACACACUUGUUCUGAUGUUCUCAUAUUAAGACCCCUUCCAACUAUAACAUUUUGUGUUUUAAGGCUCCUACCUCUGAUGCUCCAUCUUCUAAGACCCUUCCCAGCUCUAACAUUCUAUGUUCUAAGGGUCCUCCCAGCUCUUACACUUCAUAUUCUAAGAGCUUUGGAGUUCUGCAUUCUAGGGUCCCUUGCAGUUCUGACAUCCUAUGAGUCUAUGAUUCUGUGAUUCCCAACCAGGGAAGAAUUGAUUCAUGCACUUCCAGGCAUUAGGAUCCCCAUUUAAGCUUUGUCAUAAAGAUAAGAAGAGUCAUAAAUACAACGGUUCUUACCACCAACCUCCACCCCUUUCCAACAACUGUUUAUCUGGAAAGUUUUCAUUUAAUGUGUCACUGGGGUGAAGGCCAGGGUCAGAUGAAGGUCCUUCUAGGCCUUAUAGACCUCUCUCUGUUUCACAAGCCUAUUGGUUGAUGCCUUUUUCAUAAGUGUAUUGAUUUCUCUGAGCAGAUAGAUGACCAAAACUAUCUUAUGUGUCUCUAUUUAUUCAAGAAGAGACCUUUGUUACAGCUUUUUAGCAAAUAGCUUCCAAAAAAAAUAAACCUUCACUCUCCCCAUCCCACCAAAAAAAAAAGGCUCACAUGGUCAAAACAUUUUCCUUUGGCCUUCAGCACAGUGGGCCUGCUGGGCACAUUGGAUAAUGGGGCCAUCUAGAAAGUCUGAGGCACUUUUUUUUCCCUUGUCGUCAUCUCCAAGUUAGAACAACUCUCGAAGGAGCAGACAUGUUAGAAGGCUCUCAGCCAACUUUAACGGGCAUCUUCAAGUCCUUUAAUGUUUGAGAUGUCUGGGUGCCUAGCCAAAGGAACCUA
Phascolarctos cinereus (koala) is the source of this 2098-nucleotide messenger RNA. It is a transcript of the gene RNF186, whose product is annotated as ring finger protein 186. Gene Ontology annotation, cellular component: endoplasmic reticulum membrane. Gene Ontology annotation, biological process: protein K29-linked ubiquitination; proteasome-mediated ubiquitin-dependent protein catabolic process; intrinsic apoptotic signaling pathway in response to endoplasmic reticulum stress. The record is from RefSeq and is a predicted model, not a curated record. Gene Ontology annotation, molecular function: ubiquitin protein ligase activity. NCBI's taxonomy places the organism in Eukaryota, Metazoa, Chordata, Mammalia, Diprotodontia, Phascolarctidae.